Molecule: messenger RNA, 2343 nt
Organism: Microtus ochrogaster (prairie vole)
Lineage: Eukaryota; Metazoa; Chordata; Mammalia; Rodentia; Cricetidae
Product: stimulated by retinoic acid gene 6 protein-like
Biological process (GO): vitamin A import into cell
Cellular component (GO): plasma membrane
Molecular function (GO): signaling receptor activity; retinol transmembrane transporter activity
Source: RefSeq, a predicted model, not a curated record
CCGAGAAACAAAGACGCACCCAGGGCAGCCGCAUACAGGACAGCGGCAUCCACCAGCACGCCACCUGAGGCUCUUUCAGCAAGAUGCUUGCAGUCAGUGCAAGGACCAGGCAGCUAAAUGUCACUUGUGACAGCUCAGUGGACAGGGAGGUCUUCCUCCAUUACUCCCUCAUCCCAUCACUUUUCAUCAUUUUGGUCUUGUCCUUCCUCCAACGACGCAAGCACUGUAGACAAAGAAAUGACACCUUCUACCUCCUGGGGGACCGCUUUGGAAUCAUCGUGCCUCUGGACUUCCUGGGAACUUUCAGCAACCGAUGGUCCUAUGGAGUUGCCUUUGGGGCCACAGCCAAUAAAAUCAUGUUCUUGUUCUCAGAAGGCUACCAGCCCCUGGAGGUUCCGCAGUGGGCCCAAGCCUUCGUCCUUUUCCUUGGGGGCAUGGAAGUCGGCCUGUCUUACUUUCCCUUCUUUGCCUGCCUGUCCUCAGAGUUCCGGUUGGUCAGCUCCAUCCUGGGCUUCAGCUACUCCCUGAUCUGGUUUGUGGUUACCAUUCUUCAGAUCGCAGAGUGUCCCCAUGGCCAGUAUCUAGGGAGGUUCGAGACCCUCGUCUUCUACUGGCCCUCGCUGCUGUGCCUGGGUUUCCUGCUUGGCCGCUUCCUAUACAUGUUCAUUAAGGCUCUGCCAAUCCGCCUGGUCCUGGAGCCGCAAACAAAAGAAAAGUCAUUGUUGGAGGCCCACCAGGCAGAGCACGUGAAACGGCUCCUGAGCAAGCCCCGGCUGCAAGAAAGAGAAAAGUCUUGGUUCCAAACCAGAGUGUAUGAGUGGGACCCCUGCUUCCAGUUCCCCAGCAGGAUGAUCGGGACCCUCGUGCUGGCAUCCAUCUGCCUGUACCUUUUCAUUGUCAUCGAGUUCUGCGUGUUCCUACUUGUGAAGGACGAACUGGAUGUCUUUGAAGACAGACUGCAGAGCUAUCUCACCCAUAUGAAUGAGACAGAGACCUUGACCCCGGUCAUCCUUGAGGUGCAAGAACUGAUCAGCAUCACGAAAGGAGUCUGGGUGGUGGCCAUUCUGCCUGCCUCCCUCACGUGCGUCAGCUAUCUCUUCCACAUACUGGCCUGUUACAGAAAGCACAUGAAGAGGCUGUGGGCCGGAGACAAACACUUCCUCCCUCAGAAGUUCCAUCGUCCCUCCUCGGCAGCCAGUGUGGUGGCCAUUGCAAGGUACUCCGGCUGGCAAAUAGCCUACAUCCUCUGGGGCUACCUCAUCAUCCACGUGGUACAGAGUCUCUGUGGGGUGAUGCUCAUGUACAGUCUGGUGCUGCCCAUCCUCCACCACCAAGGCCUGGAGAUGCUGCGAGGGCUGGCCGUUGGGGUCCUCACCCUCUCCAUAGUCGUGGGCCUCAUGAUCCUGCAGGUGUGGAUCGCUGGCAGUUUCUUCCUGCAGCCCAAGCUAAGCACGGCUGACACACAGAAGCCCCUGGCUCUCAACAACAGGAGAGCGUUCCACAACUUCAACUACUUCCUGUUUUUCUACAAUGUGCUCCUGGGCUUGGGCGCCUGCCUCUCCAGACUGCUCAUCAGCUGCCUCCUGGGCACCUGGCUGAUUGCCCGGAUUGACAGGACCAUCAUGCAGAGCGGCUAUGAGGGCGCAGACAUGGGCUUCAAUGCAUGGGUUGGCAUGCUCUUUGUGGACCACUAUCACACCAACCCUGUGCUGGUCAGCUUUUGCCACAUCCUGGUCACAAGCCACAGGGACCGGAAGCUGCAGAAGACCCUGAAAUACUGCUACCUGAACCAAGCAGCAGGUCCCCGAUUCUCAGCCAGGGCCCGAACGAGGUGGCUUCUGCUACAGACACUGAUCAACAACCCCAGGCUCGUCAUGCUUAGAAAAUCAAAAUCAGGACACGGUUCCCAAGAGUUCACCCAGAUUCUGCCCACCUGCUCCGAUUGCUGAUAGGAGUACCGACUUCUGCUCCAAGGCCGGGCCAUCUGCUGUGUGAGCAGGAGGCCCAAGGCAUUUGUGAUGACGUCCGUGUAGCACAUGGGGUGCAGGUGCUGAAAGAUGGGGAAGCUCAUUCAAAAGGCACAAGUGUCAGGUUGUGAGGCGUGGGCAUUGUCCUUACGCAGAGCCCAGCACUUACCCAAAUCUUCACACUCAAAAAUGACCCAGGACAGAUACAGUCUGACUGCUGAUAGUUCCUCAGGAACUCGAGCAAGUGCUGUGAGAACCCAGAGUCUAGAGUGCUUGAGCCUGGUUGCUGUGCACACUUGGCCCAGUUGGCGCAUGUGCCAGGGUUGUCUUUUUUAGCCGAGUCUCUACAACAGCUCCAUGGCAAUUUGCUUCUAGA